GACAACCAUCCAUUACAACACAGAAUUCACCACCCAACCCUGUAGUAAAUGGAAACUCUAAAUCAUCCACCUCGGAGAGUGUAACUCCACCUCCACUCCCUCAAAGGACAAGUGAGAAAACACAGAAGCCGGCCUUACCGCCAAAGCCACAAUGGGCAAAAUCAGUAGUUGUGGAGGAACCAACUCCAGUUCCUGAAGUCACUUGCCCCAUUAACGACAACAUAAAGAGUGCAGCAGUUCCUCCCAAACAAAGCAAACAGUUUCCUACGCCUGCUACAGAUAAACAACAAGAAACCACAAGACAUGUGAAAAUAAGUAAAGAGACCUUGCAUAAAACACACCACCAAAACUGUGUUGAUGAAGCAGUUCAAGAUUCAAAUCUAACAACUGAAUGUCUGCCAAUAAACUCAAAGGAUGAGGAAAUUAAGAAGAAAAAGAAAACAACACCAAUUACGGGGAGUAACUCAGACUGCCAAGUGAUGAUGUCAAACAGCACUGAAGUGGAAAUGGAGAGAAAUGUAAUACAGAAAAUCAAUGCAGCCGAGGAGAUUCAAAUGUGCAUGAAGAGUUAUGCAGAAGACGGUAAACAUGAAAUGAACACAAGCUUACAGGCUGCUCUACAGAACUUUGAAAGAAAGGAAAGAGAGACUCUGGACAAAAGAACCCCUUUGUUGUCCAAGAAGGUAAAAGUAAUAAAUGAUAACGUUAGUGAGUAUAAACAAACCAGUAAAACCACUGCCCCACCACACAAAUCACAUCCCAACAGACAACACAGCACUGAUGGCACACAACAAACAUCAAAGACCAAAAGUCUGGUUGAUGGAUGCCAUAUAGAGCAAAAUGAAAUGCAACCCAAAGGUGAGGAAAAAGUUGUCUUAAGAGAGAAGAAAGUAAAGGAGACAGAUGUUGAAAGAAGACAAAGGCUUUCUGUCCACAAGGAGGAGAUCAUGAAAGGAAAUGUGAACGCGGCAAUGGAAAUCUUUGAAAAUCUGAGAAAACGAGAGGAACUCAAAGGAAUCCUGUCUCAAGUGCAAGAGAUAGAGGGACAGACCAGCAGUGCAGACGAUAGCUCCUUGAAGACAUUAUAUGACAAUGUCCCUGCUUGGAUGGAAACACCAACUAGAAAUGCAAAGCAGUGUAAAACGGAGGAAAAGAAAGUUGAAGUAGAGGUACAGGACGAUGAUCUAGAAAGCAUCUCCUCAGUCGAGACUGCAUUUGAAGAUCUGGAAAAGGCAAGCAAGGAAAUAAUGAAUCUGAAGGAACAAACGUUAGCAAAACUUCUUGACAUUGAAGAGGCGAUUAAAAAGGCUUUGUACUCCGUCUCCAAUCUGAAAUCUGAGGCGGACAUUGCUGGGCUGUCAGGACUGUUUGAUGAAUCUUUGAAAUCUGAGCAAAACUUUCAACCUGCCAACAACAUCAGGAAGAUAAGUAUCGUGUCAAGCAAGGCCAACUCAGGUCAAAUCAAAGAUCCAUCUGAUGUGAAUAUGCAAACAGCUUCAAAUUCAGGUCCUUCUAAACAAGAAGUGCCCAGACAAGUGCACACAAAGCCUCUCGUCAGACAGUCGUCUUCCCAGUCUUCCCCGUCAUUCAUCUCCAUUCACUCAGCUGCCAGAAGGCCUGCUGAACAACCAAAGUCGCCAAUGUCAACAUUUAAACCAAAAACAGAGAGCAAUCCUCAAAGUUGCCAUGAUGCAAAUGCCGAGUCUGCUGCCUCUGAGCCCUCAAAAACUUGUUACAGUCCCGCACAACGCAAGGUCAGCGUACUCGAGGUGAAAACUGUCCCAGAAGAACCUGCAGGAAUAAUUGGCACAAAGACCGUCAGUGAAACAUACGAAGAGACAGACGGCUUCGGCAAUGUGUUUGUUUCUUCUGUGACUUCGACAUUUGUCACCAAACAGUCUGACAGCAAAUCAUCUGCACUGUUUGAAGUAGUUGGGAGUCCAGCUAGAUACGAAGUCAUGACAUCCCCGUUAAUUCGAAGAUCUGGUCGCCCUUUUGAAGAUAAUGUGCCAGGCAACGCCAAGGAGGAAGGGACGGUGUUUGUAACAUUUAGCCAACCAAAGGAAAAGCACUAAGAAAAGCCACAGAGUGCAUCCCCCACUCCUUCAAGUUGUGUAUUUAUUACAAUAUGUUUUCAUGAAAAGAGUUUGUUAGUCAUAAAAUUGGUCUUAUGAAAUCAUGAAAAUGUUGACUUUUAAUUAAAAAAAUUGUCUUAUAGAUUUUAUACUGUCACCAAAUGAUUAAGCGUUAAGUUCUUGUUCUUAAAUCUAAACAUAUAGUUAAUACUUGAUGUUCUGU
This is a messenger RNA of Chelmon rostratus (copperband butterflyfish), 2298 nucleotides long. RefSeq names its product xin actin-binding repeat-containing protein 1-like. The record is from RefSeq and is a predicted model, not a curated record. Gene Ontology annotation, cellular component: focal adhesion; stress fiber. The transcript has a single exon. Gene Ontology annotation, biological process: actin filament organization; actin cytoskeleton organization. NCBI's taxonomy places the organism in Eukaryota, Metazoa, Chordata, Actinopteri, Chaetodontiformes, Chaetodontidae. Bases 480 to 2075 code for a protein of 531 amino acids. Gene Ontology annotation, molecular function: actin filament binding.